AUGGGAAAAAAGAUUCGAAGCAGUGGAAAAAGCCAACGAAGGGAGAGGAGAAGUCGAAGAAAGCGGACCCGUCGAAGCAAACGAAGCAGCCAAUUCAUCCGUCGUGGGAAGCGCAGAAGGAAAACCGAGAGAAACAACGAUUGCACAUCGAUCUCUCGGCUCCAAAGGAAAACAAGAGUAUAAUAUUUGAAUAGUCCACUAGCUC
Messenger RNA from Blastocystis hominis, 205 nucleotides. RefSeq lists its product as hypothetical. The transcript has a single exon. Bases 1 to 183 code for a protein of 60 amino acids. NCBI's taxonomy places the organism in Eukaryota, Bigyra, Opalinata, Blastocystidae. The record is from RefSeq and is a predicted model, not a curated record.